CGGGGCGCGCCGACUCCCCUUCCUCGCCCCCGCGGGGCCGUGUAGGCGCAGAGCCCCAGUCGGCCUGCCUUGUGUCCGAAGAAAGUUGUGGCUUGGAGCUUGUCCUCCUUCUCAGACCCCUGGGGGUGUCCUUACUUCUUUUCGAGCCCGCGAUGGGAAGGCGCUCCCACCCCAUCCCCGGGGUCUCUGAGACUUCCUGGCGAGGUGGGGCGGCGUGGCAGGUGCAGGGCUCGGGAGGCCCUGACAGAUCCAGAGAGUGCCCGACCCCAAUCCGCCGCCGUCUUCUAGGCAGAUUUCCCCGAGGCGGGUCCUAGUCCCCAGCUCCGGGAGGCGGCGCACUUCAGAAGGGCACAGGGUGAGCGGGGCCCUUGGCCUCCGGGCACUUCCCCUUUGCUGUCUCCCCGCCCUCCUUCGGAGCUGGUGCCUGAGGUCGCUGGGGACCUCAGCCUGGCGUCUUCUCUCGCCCCAAGCGAGGCAGGUGCCGUGGGCGGCCCCGGCUACUUCUGCAUUUCCAGCGCUUACUUUGCAUUCAGCCCUAAGUCGGAGAGUUCUGGGGACAGCCGAGAGUGCCAGUGGCCUCACAGGGAGACUGAGGGUUCUGUUUCACCUCUGGGGCGCUGCGUGGGUCCGGGCUGUCCACAGCUCCUCUGCGCCUCAGUGACAGGAGAAGCCGAGCACGAGGCCUCUCAUCACUGCGUGCACUCUAUUUCCCAGGUGUCCGGAAUCCCUGCGCCUAGAACGUGUUUUUCGGGAGAGCAGAGGCUGUGUCUAGGGCAGGCUGGGGUUAUAGCCUCUCCUUCCAAUGAAAAGAGAAAGGAAGAAUGGACUACAGUCACCAAACGUCCCUAGUCCCAUGUGGACAAGAUAAAUACAUUUCCAAAAAUGAACUUCUUUUGCAUCUGAAGACCUACAACUUGUACUAUGAAGGCCAGAAUUUACAGCUCCGGCACCGGGAGGAAGAAGACGAGUUCAUCGUGGAGGGGCUCCUGAACAUCUCCUGGGGCCUGCGCCGGCCCAUUCGCCUGCAGAUGCAGGAUGACAAUGAGCGCAUUCGGCCCCCUCCAUCCUCCUCCUCCUGGCACUCCGGCUGUAACCUGGGGGCUCAGGGAACCACCCUGAAGCCCCUGACUGUGCCCAAUGUUCAGAUCUCAGAGGUGGAUGCACCGCCGGAGGGUGACCAGAUGCGAAGCCCCACAGGUACAUACUCCAGGGGCCUGAAGCCCCUGCAGGAGGACACCCCACAGCUGAUGCGCACACGCAGUGAUGUUGGGGUGCGUCGCCGUGGCAAUGUGAGGACGCCUAGUGACCAGCGGCGAAUCAGACGCCACCGCUUCUCCAUCAACGGCCAUUUCUACAACCAUAAGACGUCCGUGUUCACGCCAGCCUAUGGCUCUGUCACCAACGUCCGCAUCAACAGCACCAUGACCACCCCACAGGUCCUGAAGCUGCUGCUCAACAAAUUUAAGAUUGAGAAUUCAGCAGAGGAGUUUGCCUUGUACGUGGUGCAUACGAGUGGUGAGAAACAGAAGCUGAAGGCCACUGAUUACCCGCUGAUUGCCCGAAUCCUCCAGGGCCCAUGUGAGCAGGUCUCCAAAGUGUUCCUAAUGGAGAAGGACCAGGUGGAGGAAGUCACCUAUGAUGUGGCCCAGUAUAUAAAGUUCGAGAUGCCGGUACUUAAAAGCUUCAUUCAGAAGCUCCAGGAGGAAGAAGAUCGGGAAGUAAAGAAGCUGAUGCGCAAGUACACCGUGCUCCGGUUAAUGAUUCGGCAGAGGCUGGAGGAGAUAGCCGAGACCCCAGCAACCAUCUGAGCCACGAGAACGAGGGGAUCCGAGCAUCCCAGGAGCCGCCAUUGCCAUAAAACCCCCAGGAAGCUGCGCACUUUCUUUCCAUGGAAACAUUUAGACACAAACUUCCCCAGCUCCGGCCAAGCCAUCAUUUGUUACCUGGAGCUGGAUGUAGAAGUCAACAGACAGCUCCCCAUCCCUGGACCCCUGCCCUCCUUUCUUCCACUCACAAGGACUUUUGAUUUUAGUUAUAAGGAGGACCCAAAAUGUGUGUGUGUACAUGUGUGCGCACGCAUGAUACGUGUCCAUGUGCCUACCUGAUACUUUCACAUGUAAUUAAAUUCCAGGCAACCAGCACAAGAGCCUGAGCCUGGCGAAUAUGCAGCUCCUGGGCAGGGAAAUCAGAGGAGCCACUGAUCUGAGUGGUAUUUAGGUUGAAGGAACGAUUUCUCCUCUCAAGUGCCAGGGAGCAGCCACGUGUCUGCCUGUGUUUAGAAAGGGAAGAGGGUUCUCCAGGUUCACCAUUUGGGUUGUUUAUAUGUUAGUAGAAACUCUCCCUGUAUGCCUAGAAGGAUCAGUGAAUGUGAGAGCCUUGGAAAUUAACAAAGUAACAGCCACAUAACUUGCGGCAAGUCUGAUGGAAAGAAAAAGAUAGACCAUCCAUAGGGUA
This is a messenger RNA of Rhinopithecus roxellana (golden snub-nosed monkey), 2454 nucleotides long. RefSeq names its product Ras association domain family member 2 (gene RASSF2). The transcript is spliced from 11 exons. The coding region runs from base 822 to 1808 and encodes 328 amino acids. Lineage: Eukaryota; Metazoa; Chordata; Mammalia; Primates; Cercopithecidae. The record is from RefSeq and is a predicted model, not a curated record. Gene Ontology annotation, biological process: positive regulation of protein kinase activity; regulation of non-canonical NF-kappaB signal transduction; signal transduction. Gene Ontology annotation, cellular component: cytoplasm; nucleus.